AUGGAAGGCACAGAGAUCAACUGGGCAAGAUCGGUUUUCAGCAAUCUUAUGGAAAUGGUGAGACCGGACUCAGAUAGGUCUUGGGGGUAUGCCGUUCAACUCGGUGGCCCGCGAACAAAGAAGAAAGCCGCGAAGAAUAAUGCCCCAGCAAAAGCAAGCACCGGAGGAAAGAGAAAAGAAAAAGUAAUUUUCGAAGAUCCACCUCAACAAACAGAGGAUGAGGAAUGGGACGAUGAGGAAGCCGACACAGAGGGAACCGAAGAUAGAACGGACCAUGACGAUGAUCUUUCGGCUCGAAGUCCGACCGAUGCCGAACAAAGCUUCAAUCCUGAGACCACCGAGGUAGCACCGCGAGUAUUGGAUAAGCUUGAAAAGGGCAAACUGGAAAUUCGGCAGGAAAUAGAGCGGCUGGAAGUCAUAUGCAAUCAGAAAGAAGUACCGGUAUAUACCGCUCCAGUCAUCGAAGAAUUUCCAAUUGACUGGACAACAAACUCAAGAGAAGACACUGAGACACCGAGGGACAUUGAGACACCGAUACAGGACAAUGCUGAAAUACCGACUUCAAAGACUGUUGAGGUACAAAGUUUAGAAAAUGUCGAGGUUCCAAACUCAGAAAUUGAGGUAAUAAACUUAGAGGAUUCGGCUCAAUUAGAACCUCCAAAUGAAGAGGAGGCACCAAUAAAUCCUGAUGAAAGAGCCGAUCCUAAUCCGACCGAGCAGUCCCCUCCCACUCCACCACCGGAAGCCACCGUUUCAGUUCCUCCUAAGGAAUGGAUUGAAGACCGGCUUCAAGAAUUUGAAGCAUCCGUUUCGGGACGGAUUGGUGAGCAACUUAAGAAAUUUGAAGUGUCAACAUCGGGGCAGGUGGAAGACCGGCUUCAGAAAUUUGAGGCAUCAAUAUCAGAGCAGAUUGAUGACCGCAUACUUGACCACAACGUUUCUAAGCUUCAACCGCUCAAAGAUAGAUGCGGGAACAUUUUCGAUACGGCUAUGAAGUUCGCCGAUGUGACAAAACAGGUUGUGGAUCAACAUCAAACACGCCUGGAGCAACUCAGCACCGGACUAUGGGAAGAGGCCGGUGAGCGAGAAAAUUGUGCUCAUCAUAUUAUAGCUCUGGAGGGUCUCACUUCGGAAUUGAAGAAGGAUUUCGAACGGGUUGACCCGACAAUUGAACGAGUCUCGGUACUGGAAAAGAAAAACGAAGAUCUCGUGGCCGAAAGGGUCCAAGAAAGGCUGGACGCCGAAGCCAGCAAGGACAAAGAGGCGCCGCGAGCGACUCAGCUGACCGAAGAAGAAAUAGAGGCCGAAAGAAUAAGAAGGGCCGAGCUUUUAUAUCCAGGAUAUGCUGAACAAUUGGCCAGACAGGCCGCAGCGGAUGCCGAACGAUUAGAAACGGAGCAACGACGGCUGGCGGGAUUUGCGAAGGAACACGAGAAAAAGAAGAAAGCGGUCGCCUCCGCUUCAGCACCGGCCGCCUCUGUCUCAGAACCGAAGAAAAGAAAGAAGCCGGCUAGUAAGAAAGUUCGAAUUGUCGAGACGCUCAACACAAUCUCUGAACUGGUCGAGACGGGUACCUCGCAGCAAGCCGACCCAACAUUAAGGCAGUUACUAAGCGAGACAAACAUUGAGAUAACAAAAGCUAAGUGCAUUUACUACAAGUGA
This is a messenger RNA of Impatiens glandulifera, 1662 nucleotides long. RefSeq names its product titin-like. The record is from RefSeq and is a predicted model, not a curated record. The transcript is spliced from 5 exons. NCBI's taxonomy places the organism in Eukaryota, Viridiplantae, Streptophyta, Magnoliopsida, Ericales, Balsaminaceae. Bases 1 to 1662 code for a protein of 553 amino acids.